AUGCUCUCCCGGUUUCCUUUUGACAAUAUCUACUUCACGUUCGCCAAGACGGUCUUUCGAUGGCUGUGGAUAGACUUCACGACCUUCGUGGUGCGAAUCGUCUGGCAUCCCAAAGCAUUCGGAGGAGAGCUCCUUCAAGCCACACGCCCCCUUGUCCGGGCUCUCGGACUUGGUCGUCCGCCGACCACGAUUCAUUCGCUACCGUACGAGACCCUAGCACACAUCUUCGCCCUUGGACGCGACCCGUCCCCGUGCAAAACAUGUUCCCAGGCACCAUGGCGGCUCAGGGAAGGGAAGCCGUUGGCGCUGAACACGCCGCAGCUCUGGACGACCGUCCCUGUGACCUCGAAGGCGACCAUGAGCAUGAUGUCCGAAUACCUAGGACGUUCGGGCGGCCGGCCAAUCGAUGUCAACAUCUUGGAAGACCUCCACUUCAAGAGAAACGAAGUAGUCGUGGCGCUGCUGAACGCGCUGCGCAUUGGUGGCAACCCUGAUGCUCCCUGCAAGUUUCCGUGCAUCUCUUCUUUGAGAUUCGAAAUCCCGCAGACGAAGACCGAGGGCCUGCCGGAGGUCUUCGGCGGCCAUCUAUUAGAGUUCUUGCGAUUGUUCCCCGCAGUCGAGCAACUCGCGAUCCAAGGGUUCCGUACCGACGAGAUUGUGCGGUCUAUGACGAGCACGGCUCCUCCAGACGUUGUUCUCCCGGGACUGAAGCGCUUCGUGAUGCUCGGACAUCCUCACGCGGAACACUUGGACUCAGCGGAGACGCUCGUGCGAUGGCGUGCAGCCGCAGGGGCCUCCAUAUCCAACGUCUUCCUGAUUGGGGUUCCUGCAAGCAACUUGCCGCUGUACACGAACCACUACGGAUUGAGACUGCUGCUGGGGUGGCAAUUAUCUCCGAAGCGUGUGUUGCUCUCCCUUGUAACAAGCCGGGCAGCACCCUCGUAUUAUGGCGGGCUACAUGCAGGCGCGGACUGGAUGCAGGACGAGCAGACGCGUAGGGGGCGGCUUGGGUUCUACGGACCAUAUCCUCCAUAUACCAGUCCUCUGGAAAGAGCUAACGAUGUGACCAAGGAACUUAGCCUUACGAUUAUCCAACUGUCCACUUGGGCCCUCUCCUUCCCGAUUGAGUUGUCAUCUCCGGCCCGUACUUAUGAAAACCCGACGGCUGGUGCGCUGGCAUCAAUCUUCAAGACAGUAUUCAGACGGCUAUACUCGAAUUGUGUCAGUGCGGUGUCAAUCGCGCAGCGAUUCCGAUGUCAACUUGUCCUGAUACUCGAGACAGUCAGAAAGAAGCUGCUCAAGUACACACCGGUUCUUGCUCUCAACACCCCGCGACUCUGGACCGUGGUGCCUAUCAACUCGAGGGCGACGACGUACACAGUCCUCGACUACCUAGGGCGAUCCGGCGUGCUGCCGAUUGAGAUUGAUAUUAGAGUACCGGGACCUGACAUGCCCUUCUCUGAAGACGAGCUGUUAGGAAUAUGCACCCUGCUAGCGUGGAACUCUGAGCGCUGGCGGCAAAGGGACGUUCCGAUACUCGAAGUACUUGAUGUGGACGUUCCGCUCCCCGGCCCAGAGAUCCCUCUCCUACUCCAGCAAUGGCCAGAAGUUCUGCUGCAGAAGGGUGCCCCGCGUCUCCGGGAGAUACAUAUCAUGCAGGGCCGUCUGACGGAAAUCACAUUGGAGCCCCUCGCCGUCCUCGACACUCUGGUACUCAUGACGACCCAUUGGAAUCUACCGCGCUUGAAACACUUAGCUGACACUUCACCCCUGAUCACCCAUCUCUCUCUGUACUGUCUCACCAUGUCGAAUGCGCCCCAAGAGGAUGCCGUCGAGACUAUGGUUGGCAUUCCGCUACUUAGCAUGCUCACCGCGCCGCUGUUGGAAGUGCUGCAGCUAGAGGAACUUUCUUUCGGGACGGAAGUUGAGGCCAGGAUGCUGCUGAACUCAUUGAAAACGGAGGACGCUCCGGAUGCGCUAUGCAAGUUCCCUCGUAUAUUGUCCGUCCGGUUCGAGAUUAUGCAGAUGAAGAACGAGGGGCUGCCUGAGGUCUUCGGGGGCCACUUACUGGAGUUUCUUCACCUCUUCCCGUUGGCGGAGCAUCUGGCUGUCCAGGGAUGCCGCAUUGAGGACAUCAUGGUGUGCAUCACACCGCCAAACAUAACCCUCCCCCGACUAGAGCGCAUUACCCUUUUGGCCCCCCUUUCAGAGGAGUAUUUAAGCGCCGUCGAUGCGCUCCGGCAGCAGCGUCAGAAGAUUGGAAUGCCCGUGCCAUCCGUCCAUAUCAUCGGAAUGUGCGCAUCCAAUAUGCCCCAGCAUGCGCGUAAUUACGAAACCGCGCCGAUGGUAUGGGGCUUUGUCCAUUUUCUUAGUAUGGGCACGCAGAAGGGACUCCGGUUUAGUCCAAUGUCGGACUCGAUUGAUGAAGAUGAAUGGAUGCAAGAUAGGCAGUUGUCCAGGAAUCGACUCCGACUCAAACAGCCGGAUAUGUUGGCUAUCAUGCAGCCGGACAUGUUGACUCUCAUGCUCUCUAUGUGUGGGCUGCGUGGGACUGAUGACGACAACGUCCGAGAGGUCUAUUGGGCCUUGCAAGGCAGCUCUGUCUCGCUCGGCGGAUUCGAGACCUCGUGUGGCGGGGAGAAAGGGGUGGGCGAGAACGGCGGAGGCGAGUCGGAAAGCCAUUCCUUCCCUAGCCAACGCGACGGCCGGCGCAAAACCCCUGCGAUCUCGGGGAGUGCGGGAGGAGAGGACAUCGGCGGCAGGAGGAAGACGGAGGUCGAGGCGAAGUUUCGUCGCGAACUUCUCGCGAGCAAGGCGCCGUUUGCCCUGGUCGCGUUUGGGGAGAUGACGUUCCGGAGGAGUUGCAGGGAGUCGCAGUCCGCGGAGAGGCACGUUUGCAGGAGGCUUCUUCCGGUGCAGACAUGGGAUAACCUGAUAAUAGUCAUCGCCAAGCUCGGCGACGUCUGCGUCCCCGUGCUGGACGUGCUUGUACGAGGUACGAUUGCCAUCUGUGGUAACCAACUCCGGAUGACGCUAGCGGAGGGCGCACUGCAGAACAAGGCGACCGCCUACACGAGGCAUCCUUACCAGUGGAAUUGCGGACUUAAUGCGGCUGGCAGAGAGACGUUCCAAGACGCAUGCAAGGUUUCGCAAAAACACCUUGAACGGUCCAGGACACCGCCUUGGCUUGAUGCGGAUUUGAGCUACGGCUGCUGCAGCGCAAAUGGACACGUCGGCCGCCGUACGCAAGGGUACUUCUGCACUGAAGAGUCUGCGACAUUACUAGCAUCCGGUAGAAUGGACAACCUCCAUUCAACACGAAUUGUGCCAAUGACGGAAGGCUCAGGUCGCCAAGUCACACGCGUCACACGUGAUCGACGCGUCGCGCCACCUUCUCAGCGCUCGGCGCUCGGCGAGGUCGAGCAAAGGUUUGAGAGUUGCUGCAACGCCUCUCUUAUCUCACUGGCAACGUGCAAAGCCAAUCGUAACAUGGAGACGGACUCAGUAUCCUUGGUCGUUCCUAUCACCUUUCGCUCGUCUAUUACAGGAGACGCUCCAGAAACUAACACAAAUAACGUUGCGCGGAGCUGGGCAUCUGCCUCUGCUUCGUGCUUAACAGCUUGGGGAUGUUCAGACGCCUCUGAGCAACCCGACCUGGAAGAGAAGUUACCGUCUCACGGACUUGCCUUCGGGUGUGAUGACGGUACAGUAUUUCUCUUCGGCUCGCAACUUGCAUUUCCGCGAAAGCAUGAUAUACCGGGCAGCCCAACCAAUACCCCCCCAGAGCCCGCCGAGCAAGUUGAAGCACCGAAGAACUAUGUGGAUUUUGAUGAUGAGCCUGAGAAGCUGAAGGGAAUGUUGCGGGGGAAGGCAACCAGGUCUGAGCUGCUUUCACCAGAUGUCGACAGAACCGCAAAAAUAGACAGGCUAUCAGUGUCGACGAGUACCAGGAGUAUCAAAGCGUUCUCCCCCGCUGCCUCUCUGAGAUCUCUCUCACCCCCUUCAUCUCCUUGUUCACCCACAGCCAACUCCCCAGCGCAGCGCGAGACUGGAUUAUUUUUGAAAAGCCACAUACUCCCGUCAUCUCUGGGCUCUACGCAUGCCGUUGCUGCGCUCGAGGCCUACGAUGAUGGUAGUAUAACUUCGGGCGUCAAGGCCGCCAGCGAUGCCUCCAUAUUGUGGAUCUGGCAGACCAUCCAAGUUGGUUCCGUUGGAGAGGCUCGCCUGGUCGUCGCUUCUGCGUCUGGCGAUACCUCGUAUAUGUCUCAGUCCAUAGAUGUCGCCGAGGGGGACGCAGAAACCCAGACACGAAUCUUGGUCUGUGAGCUUCGAGAAGGUCCACAACUGGAUGGAAGUGACAUGGCGCUCGUCAAGAAAGGCGACUGGGUUCUUGAUGGGCCCGCGGAAUCCGUUGGAUUCUAUCAAGAAAUGGACGGCACACUUGCGGUACACUACAUGUCGUCGGAUCACCGUCUUGUCAUCCGCAUUUUGUCUUUCAACGAGGAGUUGUCACCACCAGACAUUGGGGAUAUGAAAAGCAACUCGACCACAAUGUUGCCGCUACCAAAUCCGUUCAAGGCUUUCAAAAAUCUUUCACGGGAACGCCUAUCCGGAGAGACAGGAAACGACGACGCGUCAGAGUUGAGCCUGAGUGCGGUCAUUUCGCUGCAUCUCGUGCAGAGUGAUCGAGGCGGAGACCCAUUGGUCAUUGGGGGUUCGGACGAUGGCUCGAUUGGUAUUUGGUCUGCAGGGUCUCUUACUGCAUCAGAGGUCACGUCUCAACUCAUGUUUGUGUGCAUUAGUGUGGUACUUGUUCCCGCAUCAGUCGCCCCGCUGAAAAUGGUUCAUAUGCGAGAGGAUGACAUCCUACUUGUAUACACGGACAAUCGCGCCAGGCUCUGGGAUUGCAAGACUAUGGAAUUCAGAAGAUCCAUGAAUAAGAGUAAGGCCGAUGAGCUCCUGGGACAGGGAGCUUGGGCGGGAUGGCCCGCCGAACCGGUAAAACCAUCCGUUCCAGUAGAGAUUGUCAGCCUGCCCGUCUUUGCUGGGCUUGAUUCUGCGUGUUCAUUGCUACUUGACAUGGGCAGCAUUAUUCAUUCGAACACCGGUCAUAUGCCGGGACGAACAUCAGCCUCCAAGCAUGAUAGAGGGAAAACCCGUUCUAUCCUGGCGACAUUGUUGACUCCUGGAAUCAGCAAAGAGAUCGACGACAUAUGCACUGAGAGGCUCAGGGUCUAUCCGUCCUGCGCCUCUGUGGGAUACCACGAGUUCAGUUCGCAGGCUGUAUGGUCAAUAUCACCGGAGAUUUCUGCCUUUCGCGCAGUCAUCUUGGUCACUCUGUUGCAAGUCUUAAUUGACAAUGAUGACGCAAGUACUAUGAUGACGUUCUACGUUGCAUCCUUGCCCGAGGCUAUCGGGCCAUCAUAUCAAUCCCCGAGCUUGACGUUCCUGGCAAAAUACUAUCUUCGUUCCUCGGUACAAGAGGUUCGGAGUGCUGCGCGAUUGCUGUUUGACGCAGGAGUCGCACGCCUUUCUAACGAUGAUACCAUCCUCAUAGUUGAGAAAUGGAAAGAGUACCUUCCAUCUGUGCAAAAGGAGCGCGACACGGAGUCAGUCCGCAGCGCAAUGGCAUUGCACAUGUGCGGUUUCGUGGCAGCAGAGAAAUAUAACCUAUUGUCCACAAACGUACUCACGGAAACAUCGAAGUCCAUCGGGCUAUACCUCCAUAGGGAAGGAUCGCCAUAUCGAGCUCUCGCCAUUGAAUUGUGCUCGCGAGGUUUCACGUUGUGGCAACAAUAUGUCGAUGCCGUAGAGAUGCUCCGGGCUGUCUGCACCCUUGCGACUGUAUCUCGGAAGGAGGCAAUCUCCAUACACAACGUUGGAUCACAAGCCCGUUCAGCAGUGUUGCACAUUGCUGCGGCCAAUACGCCAUUAUUCAUGACCACAUUAACCAUUGAUAUCCUCCAACCACGCAGUGUGGAACAUCGCAAGGCCGUCAUGCAGCUUGUCAUAUUCCUGAUUCGCAAGAACCCUCUCGUCCUGUACAGCAAUCUACCACGAUUAGUUGAAGCGGUGGUCAAAUCUCUCGAUCCCAACUCGACGUCCAAUAGAGAUGCCGUCUUGGAUUCUGCGACGGAUAUCCUGGGACACAUUGUCCAAACGUUUCCUAACGUUGAUUUCCAUAUGUCAACACAGCGCCUUGCGAUGGGCACUGCCGAAGGCGCUGUUGUGAUGUAUGACCUGAAGACUGCCACUCGUUUGUAUGUCCUGGAAGGUCACAAGAAGAGGACGACAGCAUGCAGCUUCUCGCCUGACGGGAGACGUCUUGUGACCGUUUCCCUAGAGGAGUCUGUCGUGCUUGUCUGGAAGGUUGGGUCUAGCCUUACGAGCUUCUUCAAUCCGGGCGCUCCUCCUCGUCAAGGGCAUGGUGGCUCGGAUCCCUACAAGACACUGAGUUUCAAUAUCGGAAGUGAAGCCCAUAUGACAUUGGCUGCUACGCUGGAGGCUGUUCGCUUCGAGUGGCCAGCAGAUCGUAGUAACACAUAUAAGACGCUCUAUUGCCUCGACGGUUUAAACCAGCCCACCUUCCCCACCUCACUCUUUCUCGAGGCAGGAAGAACGUCUAUGAUUGUUCCUUUAAUCACGGCCGCGAUCUUCUCCGCAUCCAAUGGGCGCUUCAAAAUCCCUUUCAUUGAUGCCCUCUUCAUGUGUAUCAGCGCAGGAACAGGAACAGGUCUUACGACUAUAGACUUGAGCAGCAUGUCUGUUUGGCAGCAAGCGAUUAUCGUAGUCCUCGGAUUUAUUGGGAAUCAGGUGUUUGUAACGUGGGCAUAUUUCACGAAGCAUCUGAAACACAUCGUGACGGCUAAGCUCGAGCGCCGAUCACCCCAAGAAGACCCGUUUCUGAGCGAACAUUCCGUUGUCUUUCCUCGGAUACUUCCGGAAAACGAUCUGAAGCGACGACGGGCGGAAAUGGAUGAACUAGUAUCCGCUACUGUAACCCAUCGACCUUGUGAAUUAUUUGCGCGGGUGAUUGGCCGCAUCUUUCCACAAUUUUACCGGAGUGUGCAGCGGCGCUUGACAAUCCCACGGACGAAGAUGCUGGUGCCCCACACCCCUGGAGGCUCUCCCCCGAGAUCUGCACAUCAUGUGCCAUACAUCUCCUUCAACGCGAUCGUCGACAGAAAUUCUGUGUUCAAGAAUCUUACGGAAGAGAAUAUCCAAGAGUUGGGAGGGUUACUUUCUGUCCUACCCGGCUUCUUUGCAGAGGACUCACUUCUCACGGAGUACUACCUCGGACUACUGGUGAUCUCUUUCAUUGUGAUUAUCCCAUAUAUGUCGUUACCUGGAUGGCACUCCGUGAUGCACCCACCUGAGCAACAUCGAAUGAUCAAUACGGUUUGGUUCUCCACUUUCCAGGUCGUUGGAGCUUGGGCCAACACCGGCAUGUCUCUCGUCAACCAGAACAUGGUGCCAUAUCGUACGACAUACCCCAUGAUAACCGUCUUCACACUAUGUGUCCUGGCUGGAAACGCCGCAUACACAUGGCUUCUUCUAGCUAUACAGCUAGUGAUAGGUCUGAUAGCUUUGUCGUUCAAUCUUUUACUCAACCCCGCUAUGGACCACAUACCUAUCGGCGUGAGGCUGAUCAACGCCGUGUUACAAAGUUCGGCCGUACGAAGCGUCGUCUUCCAGUCAGCUCCUGUAUUGUCAUUCGUACCGGCUGUCCAGGAAGAUGACAACGCAGAGGGUGUGGACAGUCCCAACGAUGCGGCAUCUGGCCCUCGAGUGGCGAUAUGGGGCCAGUAUCUGUGUCAUCACGUCCGGAAGCAAUUGUCAUUCGAUAUGUGGUGGCUAGCCUUGUCACUGUUCGUGCUUUGCAUAAUCGAGCGAGCGCCCCUCAUGGCUGCAGAAGAUGCGACACGUUUUCCUAUCUUUGCGUUGAUAUUCGAGCUAGUCUCCGCAUACGGGACUGUGGGCCUUUCUCUAGGAGUUCCUUAUGUGCGUAUGAUCCGAACUACCUAUGGCACUGGGCACCCGCUAAUAGUAGUAGGCGAACUACUCGCUCCCGGGGGCUUUGCGCCCUCUUUCGAGGAUCGUCGUACCGCUAAAUCGGCGGAGAUGAAAGGCGAGGAAAUGCGGACACCAAGCGUGGAUGCGAAAAGGAAUGCUUCGGAGAUUCCUCUCGACGCGGACAAGCGGAGCAAGGCUUUGAACAUUCCCAUAUGA
Molecule: messenger RNA, 8229 nt
Organism: Postia placenta MAD-698-R-SB12
Lineage: Eukaryota; Fungi; Basidiomycota; Agaricomycetes; Polyporales; Adustoporiaceae
Exons: 51
Coding region: 1-8229 (2742 amino acids)
Biological process (GO): monoatomic cation transport; transmembrane transport
Cellular component (GO): cytoplasm
Molecular function (GO): protein binding; monoatomic cation transmembrane transporter activity
Source: RefSeq, a predicted model, not a curated record